AUGGCGCAGUGGGAGCGGAAAGUGCGGGCUGCGUCCAGCCUGGAUGAGCUGCUGAAGCUGGCAGACUUUCCUGACUGGAAGCUGUGGAAGUGUCGUCUGACUGGCAGCAGCCAGAGGCCCCAACUGAUGCCCAGUUCUCCCCCUUCCUCAGCAGGCUCGCACCGUUCAACACUCUACGCUGCUGAGUCUUACAGUCUGGAGAUUCUCAAAGCCAUAGAUGAAGAGUGGCAGAGGACUCAGUGCAUGCCCAGGGAGACCUGUGUUGAUGUGGCCAAAGAACUGGGCACGGAUCCUGCCAUGUUUUUCAAGCCGCCGUGCGUGUUGAUUCACAGGUGUGGUGGCUGCUGCCAUCAAGAAGGCGUCACCUGCAGAAACACAACCACCACAUAUGUAAAUAAAACACUCUUAAGUGUGAUUCCAUUCAAGUUUGUUCCAGAGCCUGUGCUUAUAAAAGUGGCAAAUCACACAGAAUGUCAGUGCACGGAGCCUGCCAUCAUACGACGCAACGCUCAUGCUCACAGGAACAGUGGCUGCUCUCCGAUGGGCCAGCUGUCAGAGGCUGAGGACACGAGGAGACUUUGUGCCACUGGGCUGAUCUGGGACUGCUCCACAGAUGAAUGCAUCCCGUAUCCAUCUAGUAAACCAGAGUUCCCGCUCAGUUCAUGGUUUCCUGACUGUGAGAUUGACGUGGAGCGCUGCGACUGUCUUCCCCGAUUUGAACCUUCUCUGCAACCCCGACAGAUGCAUCACUGUCACCUCAACUCCACCGUCUGUGCUGCAAAGCAUCGACGUUUCGAUUAUGCUUCCUGCAGGUGCAAGCCGCCAAACUAGCAGUCCACCGCGGGAAGGAACGACGACAAUCUGCUUCCCAGACACAUACGGAGACGGAGAAAAAAAAAGAGUUCAUAAUUUAUUUACUGUACUAUUUAUGUCAG
Molecule: messenger RNA, 935 nt
Organism: Thalassophryne amazonica
Lineage: Eukaryota; Metazoa; Chordata; Actinopteri; Batrachoidiformes; Batrachoididae
Gene: vegfd
Product: vascular endothelial growth factor D
Biological process (GO): positive regulation of endothelial cell proliferation; response to hypoxia; vascular endothelial growth factor signaling pathway
Cellular component (GO): membrane
Molecular function (GO): vascular endothelial growth factor receptor 3 binding; growth factor activity; chemoattractant activity
Source: RefSeq, a predicted model, not a curated record